AGGCCACAGCCAAUCUUGUUGAAAAUCCGGGAUAAGAUAUCAGCUUUCAUCUCCUCAUUCUUAUUGAAAUUUGAACCAAAGUCUCUUCACUUGAAAACCCAAUCACAGCUUGAAAACCCUAAUUCACCAUGAUUACUCUCCAAGCUUCACUCCUCUCCACCCCCUAUCCACUUCAUUACUCUCCCCUCCCUCCGUUAAAACUCCGUCAAUUCUCCCCUUCUCCUUUACGCUCCGUCCCCUCCGCUUCCGUCUCCGUCAAGUCCCGAUUUUUUCGGCACCGUUUCAUCCUCUGCUCCACUUUUCGCCCCGACAAUGUCGGCUCUGAUGACGCGGAAUUCGGCGAUUCUCCGGCGGUGGCGGAGGAGGUGAAGAGUGAGGCUGACGUGGCGGUGGUGGAGAAGCCGAAGUCCGAGGAAGGAGAGGAGGUGGCGGAGAUUCAAGAGUCGUUGAGGAAGUUGCCGGUUGUGGUGUUUAUGAUUGGGGUGUUUGAGAGGUUGAGGACUGGUUUCGAGAAGCUUGUCUUGUCGAAAUGGUUGAGUUGGUGGCCGUUUUGGCGACACGAGAAGCGGUUGGAGAGGUUGAUUGCUGAAGCCGAUGCUAAUCCUAAAGAUGCCUUGUUGCAGAGUGUUUUGCUUGCUGAGCUCAAUAAGCAUAAUCCAGAGGCUGUAAUUAAACGUUUUGAGGAAAGAGAUCAUGCAGUUGACAGUAGGGGAGUGGCAGAAUAUAUUAAAGCUCUUGUAGCUACAAAUGCAAUUGCCGAAUAUCUUCCAGAUGAGCAAUCAGGAAAACCUUCCAGUCUCCCCACGUUGUUGCAAGAGUUGAAGGAGCGUUCAUCUGGAAACAUGGAUGAGCUCUUUUUGAACCCUGGUAUUUCUGACAAGCAACCUUUGCAUGUUGUAAUGGUAGACCCUAAAGCAUCUAAUAAAUCAUCACGUUUUGCACAAGAACUUAUCUCUACCAUCUUGUUUACUGUUGCUGUUGGUUUAAUCUGGGUAUUGGGUGCUGCUGCACUUCAGAAGUAUAUUGGUGGUUUAGGUGGGAUGGGAACUUCAGGUGUUGGUUCAAGUACUUCAUAUGCUCCAAAGGAAUUGAAUAAAGAAAUAGUGCCUGAGAAGAAUGUUAAAACAUUCAAGGAUGUCAAAGGUUGUGAUGAUGCAAAACAGGAGCUUGAGGAAGUGGUGGAGUACCUAAAAAAUCCAACAAAGUUUACUCGGCUUGGCGGGAAGCUGCCAAAGGGAAUUCUUUUGACUGGAGCUCCGGGAACAGGAAAAACUUUGCUCGCCAAGGCUAUUGCUGGAGAAGCUGGAGUACCUUUCUUUUACAGAGCGGGUUCAGAAUUUGAAGAAAUGUUUGUUGGAGUUGGCGCUCGGCGUGUAAGAUCCUUAUUUCAAGCAGCAAAAAAGAAGGCUCCAUGCAUCAUUUUCAUUGAUGAAAUCGAUGCUGUGGGAUCAACUAGGAAACAAUGGGAAGGUCAUACAAAGAAGACGUUGCAUCAACUACUCGUUGAAAUGGAUGGUUUUGAACAGAAUGAGGGGAUCAUUUUGAUGGCCGCAACAAACUUGCCUGAUAUCCUUGAUCCAGCUUUAACACGACCUGGUAGAUUUGACAGGCAUAUUGUUGUUCCUAAUCCAGAUGUGCGGGGUCGUCAAGAUAUUUUAGAGCUAUAUUUACAAGACAAACCCUUAGCGGAUGAUGUCGAUAUAAAAGCAAUUGCACGUGGUACACCAGGGUUCAAUGGAGCAGAUCUAGCCAACCUGGUCAAUGUUGCAGCAAUCAAGGCUGCAGUUGAAGGAGCUGAGAAAUUAAAUUCAGAGCAAUUAGAGUUUGCAAAAGACAGAAUAAUGAUGGGUACAGAGCGCAAGACGAUGUUUGUGACAGAGGAGUCUAAAAAGCUCACUGCUUAUCAUGAGAGUGGUCAUGCAAUCGUUGCCUAUAACACCGAUGGUGCUCAUCCAAUUCACAAGGCGACAAUUAUGCCCCGUGGAUCUGCUCUGGGAAUGGUUACACAGCUUCCUUCAAGCGAUGAGACAUCAAUAAGCAAGAAGCAACUAUUAGCACGUCUUGAUGUCUGCAUGGGAGGGAGAGUUGCUGAGGAGCUUAUAUUUGGUCAAGACCAUGUUACCACUGGUGCGAGCAGUGAUCUUGAAACAGCCACAAAGCUUGCACAAUAUAUGGUAUCAACUUGUGGAAUGAGUGAUGCAAUCGGUCCUGUUCAUAUAAUAGAGCGGCCCGGGUCAGAAAUGCAAUCACGUGUUGAUGCUGAAGUAAUUAAACUGCUAAGGGAAGCUUAUGAUCGUGUGAAAACCCUGUUAAAAAAGCACGAGAAGGCUUUGCAUGCAUUGGCAAAUGCACUGCUCGAAUAUGAGACAUUAAAUGCAGAGGACAUAAAGCGUAUUCUUAUUCCCAGUCGAGAAGUACCACUGCCAGAUCUAGAACAGCAACAACAAGAAGAAGAGCUUGUGCUGGCUUGAAUGGUGAACAUUUUAUCCAUGUAUAAUCUUCUUCAGUUGUAGCCAGGAGCUCUUAAAAUAGAUUAAAAAGAAUGUAGCGGAGGAGCUCUGUACAGUAAUACAGUGUAUACUAGGUAGUACAUGCAAUUAUAUAGGACAUUUAUAUUCUUUUCCAUGUUCAACAGUGCUGUUGUGAACUUGCAUUGUAUUGAAAGAACAUUAGAAUCUCUGUAUUCUACGAGCAGCGUUGUAACACCCAUAUUCAUCAUUUCAAUCCAUAAAUUAAUCAGUUAAAUUAGGAUUCAA
Molecule: messenger RNA, 2756 nt
Organism: Daucus carota subsp. sativus
Lineage: Eukaryota; Viridiplantae; Streptophyta; Magnoliopsida; Apiales; Apiaceae
Product: ATP-dependent zinc metalloprotease FTSH 11, chloroplastic/mitochondrial
Exons: 17
Coding region: 129-2471 (780 amino acids)
Biological process (GO): proteolysis
Cellular component (GO): chloroplast thylakoid; membrane
Molecular function (GO): metalloendopeptidase activity; ATP-dependent peptidase activity; ATP hydrolysis activity
Source: RefSeq, a predicted model, not a curated record